Messenger RNA from Cuscuta campestris, 1455 nucleotides. The record is from the annotation of a GenBank genome assembly. NCBI's taxonomy places the organism in Eukaryota, Viridiplantae, Streptophyta, Magnoliopsida, Solanales, Convolvulaceae.
UCAUCGCGGAGGAGAAAAAAAAGAAAGCCCAUCGCCUUUAUCCGCUGUUUCUUCCGCAUCUGUUCUUCUUCGUUCCACGCCGCGACCAGCGAUUCCCCAUCGCUUCCAUCGCCAGUCGACGUCGAACAUCGCCAUCUUCCCCUUCAUCACGCAGCGGCUUCGAAGGUAAGCACGGCAGUAGCAGGGGCGGGAGGCAGAGCAGCAGGGAAACAAUUCUUCUGGACUCCGAAAGAGAAUUCGGAAAUUUCAGAUCCCUAAAGGUCCAGAAUUGCAUUCGGAAUUUCUCCAACCAUCCGGCUGAAGGACCCUGAGGUUCAACCAUGGCUAUGGCGCUGGUGUCUAUAGCUCGCGGACCCAUGAGGAUGAGGAAGCUCUUACCAUUCAUUUACCGUCGUCCGGCGUCUACUAUCCCCUCUCAUUCUACCAGUUUUGGGUUUAAGGAGGUGCCUGAAGAAGAAAAGAGCAAGUUCGUUGGAAAUGUGUUCACCAGUGUUGCUUCGAACUACGAUCUCAUGAACGAUUUGAUGAGUGGGGGGCUGCACAGGCUAUGGAAGGACCAGUUUGUGUCCAAAUUGAACCCUUUUCCUGGAAUGAAGCAUCUUGAUGUUGCUGGUGGAACAGGAGAUGUUGCAUUCAGGAUUCUUGAAAAUAUCAAAUGUAUAAAACGCAGAGCACUACAAGAUAUAAUUGAUGAUAAAGUGAUGGAGGAAACCCAAAUUUUUGUAUGCGACAUCAACCCUAACAUGUUACGCGUUGGUAAGAAGCGGGCUCAGGAAAGAGGUAUUGCGAAUGACAAAUCACUCAUUUGGGUUGAGGGAGAUGCUGAAGACUUGAAAUUUGAAAACAGUUCCAUGGACGGUUACACAAUUGCCUUCGGGAUUAGGAAUGUCACACAUAUCGACAAGGUUCUUUCUGAAGCUUAUAGGGUGCUCAAGCCAGGUGGAAGAUUCCUUUGCCUUGAACUAAGCCAUGUUGAUGUGCCAAUUCUUAAAGACCUGUAUGAUUUAUAUUCAUUCUCAGUCAUUCCAGCAGUUGGUGAGAUAGUGACAGGUGAUCGUGAGUCUUAUCAGUACUUGGUUGAAAGCAUUCGCCGUUUUCCUUCACAGGAGAAGUUUGCCGGGAUGAUUGCAGAAGCAGGGUUUCAAAAUGUAGGGUAUGAGAAUCUUGUGGGAGGAGUUGUUGCAAUUCAUUCUGGGUUCAAGUUCUGAGAGUCUAAUAUUUUUGGAGACUUUUAAAUUGUUAAUACUGCAGUUUUUCAUUUGCUUUUGUCUUUUAAGGACUUUUAGAUAAAAAAGCAUUCAGCCAACUAUCAUUACUCUGUCUCGAAAUAAAAUUAAUGUUUGCAUUUUCACAAAGUUUUAAAAAAUAGUCUGUAAUUAGGUGACCAAAUAGCACCACUACCUUCCCUGGUUUGGAAAAUAAGUACCAAUAUUUUCAGUUCUUAAAACUCAUUUU